UACCCUACCCUACCCCUUCCUGGAAAUAAAAAUUAAAAAAUAGAAACAAGGCUUCCACGGAAAAUGUCUCUUCUAACAUCUCUCCCUUUCAUCUUCUUUUUGCUCUUUCUUCUAAAACCAACGGCUGCUCAACCUUGUCCCACUUCAUGCCCUGGCGGUGGACCACAAAUUAACUUUCCUUUCGGGCUCAACCCUCAAGGCAGCCGCAAUGGUCGCUGCAGCUAUCCCGGUUUCGGUCUUUCUUGCAGCAACAAAACACAACAACUAGUCCUUAAUCUCCCCGGAUCCGGAGAAUUCAUAGUCCGGUACAUCGACUACGAGGCCCAACAGAUAUGGAUCAACGACCCUAAUUUCUGUCUCCCUCAACGGUUCUUGCACUCCUUCAAUAUAUCAGGAACUCCUUUCGACUCUGAGUUUUGGUAUACCUUCACCUUCUUCAAUUGCUCUGCUAUCGAAGCUGCCGAAGGUGGGUUAAGGCCAAUCCCAUGUCUUAGCAAUCAGAAUUAUUCUAUUGUGGCUUCUCAGGCGCCGGCAGACAUUUUCGUGGAUUCUACCGAUGUUUUGCAGUCAGCAUGUCAUCCUAUAACAACUUUUACGGUUCCAUUUGUUUGGUAUGGGUGGUGGGACGGCGUCCGGUUAGAAUGGAGUAAACCCGAUUGUCGAUCAUGUAUUCAAGGUCGAGGAGACUGCCGGUUCAAGAAUAGUACUGCUCUGGAAAUUGGGUGUUUUAAUCUGCCAACCCAAGGCGGUCUUCCAAGGGGUGCCAAGUAUGGAAUUAUCAUUGGCAUUGGAAUUCCAGGACUCUUGAGCCUAAUUGGGUUGGUUUCGUUCAUUGGUAGCCGAGUGAGAUGGUAUGGACGUGGAGGCAACCUCACCAGUCUCGAAUUCUCCACGUCAAUCGCCCCUUCACCGGCUGUUAUCAUAACAGGGCUCGACGGGCCAACAAUUGAGUCCUACCCCAAGACUAAGCUUGGUGAGAGCGGGCGUCUUCCCAAGCCGAACGAUAAUAUUUGCCCCAUUUGCUUAUCGGAAUAUCAACCUAAGGACACAUUGAGGACCAUACCAGAGUGUAGCCAUUACUUCCAUUCCGAUUGCAUAGACGAGUGGCUAAAGAUGAAGGCUUCGUGCCCUUUGUGUCGCAAUUCGCCUGGUGGACCUGCUGAAGUUACCCCCUCUAUGUCUUCUUCGCCUUCAUCGUCAUCUUCACUCUUAUCACCGUAGACAAGUUCUAAUUUAUGCCAUUAUGUAUAUCAGCUGUUGUGAAUAUAUAUAUCCUGAGUACUUUCUUUUGUAGUUGAUGAAUUAGGGUUAUUAGGAAACAUGUUACCUUUCUAAUUUUUUAUCUAGUUGUCAUUUAAUUUCA
Messenger RNA from Gossypium raimondii (Peruvian cotton), 1363 nucleotides. RefSeq names its product RING-H2 finger protein ATL20. NCBI's taxonomy places the organism in Eukaryota, Viridiplantae, Streptophyta, Magnoliopsida, Malvales, Malvaceae. Gene Ontology annotation, molecular function: polysaccharide binding. Bases 64 to 1221 code for a protein of 385 amino acids. The record is from RefSeq and is a predicted model, not a curated record. The transcript has 2 exons.